Malus domestica (apple) is the source of this 1159-nucleotide messenger RNA. Its product is annotated as protein ALUMINUM SENSITIVE 3-like. The record is from RefSeq and is a predicted model, not a curated record. NCBI's taxonomy places the organism in Eukaryota, Viridiplantae, Streptophyta, Magnoliopsida, Rosales, Rosaceae. Gene Ontology annotation, biological process: response to aluminum ion. Gene Ontology annotation, cellular component: plasma membrane.
GGAGUUGUCAACUCCACCAUAUCAUUCGAACUUCAGGGGAAGGUCGUUUCCUCACACACUUCUCUCUCUCUCUCCAAUCCACAUAUUACUAAUUUCUUCACGCAUUAUCCGAAUUUCGCAUCAACUAUCACAAAUGGCGUCACUCAUCUCCGCCACCGCCCAAAACCACACAGACAUCGCACAGUCCAAUUUCAUACAAGGCCUAUUUGCCGACCAGUUUCUUGUUUCCUUGCCUGAAUUUCUGGCCAACAUGGACUUGUCAUGGAUGGUGGACUUUCUCAAGGGCAUGGUGAAGCCGCUGGCGGCGACGGUGGUGGUGUUCCUUGCGGUGGCCUUGUCAUACAUGCAGAAGCUGGGUUUGGGUAGAGAGAUGAUUUACUCCAUUUUUAGAGCCUUCGUUCAGCUUUCGAUUAUCGGGUUUGUUCUUCAGUUCAUCUUCACUCGGGACAAUGCCUUUUGGAUCGUUCUAGCUUACCUUUUCAUGGUGACUGUUGCUGGUUAUACAGCAGGGCAAAGGGCUAAGCAUGUCCCAAGAGGGAAGUAUGUUGCUGGGGCUUCCAUAUUGGCUGGAACUUCAAUCACAAUGUUUCUGCUUCUUGUGAUGAGAGUGUUCCCAUUCACUCCAAGAUAUAUUAUCCCCGUUGCAGGAAUGAUGGUCGGAAAUUCAAUGACGGUAACUGGGGUUACGAUGAAAAGGCUUCGAGAUGAUAUUCGAACUCAAAUGAACCUGGUAGAGACAGCGUUGGCUCUUGGUGCAACGCCGCGCCAAGCAACAAUGCAGCAGGUGAAGAGAGCUCUGGUGAUUUCUCUGUCUCCAGUUCUGGACAAUGCCAAAACCGUUGGCCUCAUCUCGCUUCCCGGUGCAAUGACUGGCCUCAUAAUGGGAGGAGCCUCCCCUCUGGAGGCCAUUCAAUUGCAGAUUGUUGUGAUGAACUUUAUGAUCGGUGCAACUACAGUUAGCAGCAUUUCUUCAACGUAUCUGUGUUGGCCUGCCUUCUUUACCAAAGCUUAUCAGUUAGAGACCAAGGUUUUCACUUUAGAAUAGGGUUUUUGUAAUGUUAUAUUGUACAAUAUUUAUCAAAUCAGCACUCUGCUUUUCUCUUAGGGCUCGUUGGGUACACAUACAUGAUUCAAAUGUGUAACCUAAUAAAUUAAAGGU